Molecule: messenger RNA, 1101 nt
Organism: Beauveria bassiana ARSEF 2860
Lineage: Eukaryota; Fungi; Ascomycota; Sordariomycetes; Hypocreales; Cordycipitaceae
Exons: 2
Coding region: 1-1101 (366 amino acids)
Biological process (GO): intracellular monoatomic cation homeostasis
Cellular component (GO): mitochondrial inner membrane
Molecular function (GO): ribosome binding
Source: RefSeq, a predicted model, not a curated record
AUGAGCUCAAGCCUUGCUUGGCGGUGCCGGGCACACAAUUCCCCCCGCACGCUGUCGCUAGCUCAAAGGUUCACCAUCCUCCCCAACAACCACUUCCCUCUCGCGACGACCCGAGUCUCCCGCACCGCCAACGACCGCUCACGACCGUCACAACUCCGCAGCGUGCAUCACACCGCGCCGCCCGCCGCCUCGCGCAGCAGCAAUGAAAAGAGUCUGAGCCCACUGCUCAAUCCGCCGGCGUCAACGCGCCCGCCCGUCCUCGAGACGGUGCAGCGCGAGGCGCACGGCUCGAUGCCCGCGUACCUAUUUUACGUGGGUAAGAGCUAUCUAAAGUUCUACAAGAAUGGGCUCAAGGCCGUCUUUGCCAACCGGCGGCUGCUCCGGGAAAAGAUAGCGCAGACGCCCGUUGACGACCGGCCGUCGGUGUGGCGGCCGCACGCGGUGCCCCGAUCGUUUUCGCGCGCCGACUGGGUGCUGCUGUGGCGCGUGCGGCACGACCUGGUGCGGCUGCCGUGCUUUGGGCUGCUGUUCAUCGUGUGCGGUGAGUUCUCCCCGCUGGUUGUGAUGCUUGUCGACGGCAUCGUGCCAUACACGUGCCGCAUCCCACGGCAGCUGCGCGCGGGCGCGGAGCAGGCUGAGGCGCGUCGACGGCUCGCGUUUCGGCAGCUCGAGACCGCGCACCCGCACGGCGUGCUGAGCCCGAACGUCACCCGGGGCGUGGCCCGGCGGCACGUGCUGCGCAGCCUGCACCUGUCCGGGGCGAUGUGGGAUCGGCUGGGCGGAGUGGCGCCGCCGGGCAUGUGGCAGGUCAAGGGCGCGCUGCGCAUGGCGUUUCUCGAGGGCGAUGAUGCGAAGCUGGUGGCGGACGGUGCACCAAUGGGACUCGAGGUGGACGAGCUGCGCAUCGCGUGCAUGGAGCGCGGCAUCGAUGUGCUGGGCAAGAGCGAGUCGGAGAUGCGGACGUGGCUUGGCGACUGGCUCCGGCUGACGGCGGCUGAGGAUGUGACGGAGCGACGGCGCAGAAUGACGACGCUGCUGAUGACGAGGCAGGAGAAUUGGCCGCAGAACCGCGACUUUGCGGUGCCGGACUGGCAUCUAUAA